Drosophila gunungcola (fruit fly) is the source of this 4478-nucleotide messenger RNA. RefSeq names its product PDF receptor (gene Pdfr). Gene Ontology annotation, cellular component: plasma membrane. Gene Ontology annotation, biological process: adenylate cyclase-modulating G protein-coupled receptor signaling pathway; cell surface receptor signaling pathway. NCBI's taxonomy places the organism in Eukaryota, Metazoa, Arthropoda, Insecta, Diptera, Drosophilidae. The record is from RefSeq and is a predicted model, not a curated record. Bases 757 to 2946 code for a protein of 729 amino acids. The transcript is spliced from 11 exons. Gene Ontology annotation, molecular function: G protein-coupled peptide receptor activity.
CAUAUAUAUAUUUUUAUAUGUGAAACUAAAUCAAAUCAAUUUAAAAUUUUUUUUAAAAACAUCAUUCAGAUAGUUCACAAAAAGCUCAUUUAACCAAAGUGUUGACCUAAAAUUUAUUUUGUUCUUAGUUUUGUCACUUUUACAAUCCCUAAAAUAAAUAAGGCAUAAAACAUUUGAUGUAUUUUCUUCAUUUAUAUAUUUUGUCUGGGUAGUUCGCAAAAAAAAUCAUAAAAACAAAUACCAAAGUGCUCAGUUAAAUUGAAUUUUUUAAGUCCUAAGUCCUCUUUCACAUUUUUGCCAUGCUCUUGCUUAUUUACGAUCUCGGAAAUAAACUUCGACUGGUCCUGGUGAACAUCUGCGAACCCUUCGAGUGAUUUUGCCUGAUUUAUGAAUUUUGCAAAUUUUUGUUUGGCCAAAACAAACACCAAUGUCCAAAUGCGAGUGUCUGUGUGAGGAGGCAUUUGAUUUAUGAACGUGUGGAGCACAAGCGGCGCAUUUGACCGCAUUACAUGGAAAAUAGUUCAACCAACCACAUUUUUUGUUGCUGUGCUUUUAACGCGAGUUUUGAAACAGAAAAACCACAGAGAAAAAAAAAAACAAAUAUUAAACACAAAAAAAAAAACACUUGACAAAUCUAACAAAAAUCCAACAAAUAUUUGAAUCCCGACCGAAAUCCACAAAAACAAAAAAAAAAAUAAUAACUAGCAGUAGCAACAGCAAAACCGGCGGCAUUUUCAAAAUGUGGUCGAUGGCGAAAUGACCCUCCUGUCCAACAUCCUCGACUGUGGAGGCGGCAUUCCCGCCCAGCGCUUCGCCCACCUGCUGCGCCAGUCCAGCUCAUCAGGAUCCACCCCAUCCGGAACAGCAUCCGGUCCAUUUGAAUCCAAAUCCAUGCUGGAGCCGACAUCCUCGCACAUCCUGCCGACCGGACGAGUGCCAAUCCUGCACGAUUUUGGUUCCUCAUCAACGGCAUCACCGCUAACGGGAACGUACCUCCUCGAUGGCGUGGCCAGUGUGGCCAAGAUGGCCCUGGAGCCCACGGUCAGGGACAUCCUGCCCGAUCCGGAUCCGGACCAGGUCCCCAGCAAUCUCAACGCCAGCGGACCCUGGAAUUUAACGCUCGCCUCGUCGGCGGCCACCAAUUUCGAGAACUGCUCGGCGCUUUUUGCCAACUACACCCUACCGCAAACAGGUCUCUACUGCAAUUGGACCUGGGACACAUUGCUCUGCUGGCCACCCACUCCGGCCGGAGUCCUGGCCCGGAUGAACUGUCCCGGCGGCUUUCACGGCGUGGAUACGCGUAAGUUCGCCAUCCGCAAAUGCGAACUGGAUGGCCGGUGGGGCAGCAGGCCAAAUGCCACGGAGGUGAGUCCGCCGGGAUGGACGGACUAUGGGCCGUGCUACAAGCCGGAGAUUAUCCGCCUCAUGCAGCAGAUGGGCAGCAAGGACUUCGAUCUCUACAUAGACAUAGCCAGAAAGACCAGAACGCUGGAGAUCGUGGGCCUCUGCCUUUCCCUGUUCGCCCUGAUAGUUUCUCUGCUGAUCUUCUGCACAUUCCGCUCCCUGCGGAACAACCGCACCAAGAUCCACAAGAACCUGUUCGUCGCCAUGGUGCUGCAGGUGAUCAUCCGGCUGACCUUGUAUCUGGAUCAGUACCGGCGGGGAAACAAGGAGGCGGCCACCAACACCAGUCUCUCAGUCAUUGAAAAUACGCCCUAUUUGUGCGAGGCCUCGUAUGUGCUUUUGGAGUACGCCCGUACCGCCAUGUUCAUGUGGAUGUUCAUCGAGGGUCUCUAUCUGCACAACAUGGUGACGGUGGCCGUUUUCCAGGGCAGUUUUCCCCUCAAGUUUUUCUCGCGUCUCGGCUGGUGUGCCCCCAUCCUGAUGACCACCGUUUGGGCGAGAUGCACGGUGAUGUAUAUGGACACUUCGCUGGGCGAAUGCCUGUGGAACUAUAAUCUCACACCAUACUAUUGGAUCCUCGAAGGACCGCGACUGGCGGUUAUACUGCUCAAUUUUUGUUUCCUGGUGAACAUAAUACGGGUGCUGGUGAUGAAGUUGCGUCAAUCGCAGGCCAGCGAUAUAGAACAGACACGGAAGGCGGUCAGGGCCGCGAUAGUCCUAUUACCACUUUUGGGUAUUACCAAUCUCCUGCACCAGCUGGCCCCUCUGAAAACGGCCACGAACUUUGCCGUCUGGUCGUAUGGCACCCAUUUCCUCACCUCGUUCCAGGGAUUUUUUAUAGCUCUUAUUUACUGCUUUUUAAACGGCGAGGUGCGGGCAGUGCUGCUGAAGAGUCUGGCCACCCAGCUGUCGGUGCGAGGUCAUCCAGAGUGGGCGCCAAAGAGGGCGUCCAUGUACUCCGGUGCCUACAACACGGCGCCGGACACGGAUGCAGUGCAGCCAGCGGGUGAUCCAUCGGCUACUGGAAAGCGAAUAUCACCGCCGCAUAAAAGGUUGAACGGAAGGAAACCGAGUAGCGCAAGCAUUGUGAUGAUCCAUGAGCCGCAAAAGCGGCAGCGAUUGAUUCCUCGGCUGCAGAACAAGGCCCGGGAAAAGGGCAGGGAUCGGGCGGAGAGGGCGGAUGCGGAAACGAACACGAAAACGGAACCGGAACCGGAUCCGGCCAUCACGCGCAUCCACAGCAAGGAAUCGACGACGGGAAGCACGGGAUCGCGCAGCAAUCGAGGCUCCAAGUGGAUCAUGGGCAUCUGCUUCCGGGGUCAAAAGGACAAAUGUGUGAUGCCAGGUUCCCAAAAGACGCAGCAAAUAUUUAUGACGUCACAACUGGCGCCAACGUCGACGCUGGCAGCGGUAGCAACAACAAUAACCACAACAACAACAACCGCAGCAGCAAAAACCACAAUAGCAACAAUCGCAACGAUAACAAAAUCAAAGGCAAAAGCCAAAGCGAUUGCAAAAGGUCAUCAAAUGCCGAAAUCUUAAAGGAUAUCGAUCUCUAUUUCUUGCAAGCGCAACUGUACUAAAUUAAACUAAAAAGCUGAAAAGUGUGCACGUUUUUUGUAUGCAGCGGCUUCGAUUAUACCGCUAUAAGUUUCGAUAAAUAUCGAUUAAUAUACAUUAUAUCCAAUAUUUUUUGUAUAUUUACCAACGAAAUGGUGGAUCACAAUUUUUUUGCAUAUACAUCCGAAUAUAUAUUUAUAUUUUUAAAGAGAAUGUGUAAUGAGUGUAUUGAUGAAUGUAAUUGUUAAUCUUUUUUUUUUUUUGAAUAAGCUCAAUUAUGAUAAAUGUAACGGUAUUUACAUAAAGCAUAGAGAAAACAUAUUUACAUACAUACUUGGUGUUUACACUGUCGCAUGCAAAAGAGAAACCUGAUAGAAAUAUCGGAGCAUAGAUCGUAUAUUGAAUAUACAGGCAUAUAUAUUAUAAAUAAACACGUAAAGAGAGUACAAAGCACUUGGAAUGGUAAAGAGGAACAAGAAGAAAAUAUACGGAAUUUGAGCGUAUCACUAUGUCACACAUCAUCUGAUCUCUGAUCAGCGGGAAUAUUGAAUAUUCACCCUAACGUUAAGCUUACUAUGCAUUUUUAAAUGUAAUAUUUUGUGUGUGAAGCCGCGACGGUUUUGAUUUAUUUUCUCUGUUUCCGUUUCGCUUCACGCAAUUUUCCAAACUAAGAAUUCAAGCCGAAUUUAAGAAAUGGAACCUAAAAAAACCAGAACACCCAGUGUUCGAGGGCAAACUAUUACGUGUUUAAGACUAAAUGGAAAAUGAAUAAACAUGAUUUUAUAUGCAUACAUACUAAACCAAAUUCGGUAUCUACUUUCUUCAACUUGUUUGGGAUCAGGUUCGAAGUCCACAAAGUUUGCUUUUUCAGAUCGGCACGUGCCAUUCGCGAAUUCCCGAAUUGGCCCAGCUUAAUUGGCAAUUUUGGCCCAUAAGCAGCUUAAUCGGACGAUUUAAUGGGCCGUCAAAAAAGUGCGAUGAAAACGAUGAUGUGGAUAUUAUACCGGCUAAAAAUAUUCGACGUUUUGGAUACCCUAUAACUGUAUAGUUUUAAAAAUUAACUAACUAAUAAGUUUUAUAAUUUUGUUGUACCUUAAAAUUUAAAGACUUAUUUUUACUUAAUAAUGCUGCAAUCAAAUUUCCUUGACUUCCUGAGCAGUCUCAAUGGCAAUUAAGUCACCAAUUGCUGGUGAUAGAAAAACUGACAGGCAUAUAGAUAACCUAUUUAAAUUGCAUAAAAGGCGUCAAGUACUAUAGAGGCAAAUCGACAUUGGAGAAAUGAAUCUUUUUAUCUAUAAGAGUAUACAAAUAAAAAGCACUAAAAAAAACAAGAAGCAAGAACGAAAUUUACAUAGUUAUACAUAAGUCUUUAAAAAACUUUAAAGUACCCUUAGAGAAUAAUUUUGUUUCUUCAAUUUUCUAUUCAUUGCUAGUAAACAUAUUAAAAGCUUUUUUAGUUGAAAUUUUGCCCAUUGAUUGGAAGCAUUGGUAACACGAGCGUAUACUUGAUAUAU